AUGUCUAAAAAACGAAAAAUACAAGAAAAUCUUCAAGUUUCAAAAAGAGAACCUAGUAUUCAAAAAACAAUCUUAUUAAAUAAAAAUGAAAUAGAAUUAAAAUUAAAAAAAAAAAGAAAACUCAAUAAUAUAAUUAAAAAAUCAGAAUAUAAAUCCGAAAAACACCGUUCUUUUGAUAAAGAUUCGAAAAACGUAGAUGAAAAUGAAUCUUUAUUAGAUCAAAAUUAUAAAAAAAAUUUCCAAAUAAAUCAUACGUCUAAUAUAAACGGAUUAUUGUUAGAUAGUGAUAGUAAUAUGCUAAAUAAUACUGAUUCCUAUUCAUCGAAAAGAUUUGAAAGUGAUGAUUUCGAUAACAAAAAAAGUUUAUCUCAAGAUGCUAUAUUUUUAAAAAAUAAAAUAAUACAAAAAAAAAGUUUUCAAAAUAUUCACGAGCUAUCUAAAGUAAUAUAUUUGGGAAGGAUUCCACAUGGAUUCUAUGAACUAGAAAUGAAGAACUAUUUUGAGCAAUUUGGCGCAGUAACUCGUAUUAAGCUAUCUCGUAAUAGAAAAACAGGGAAAUCAAAGCAUUAUGCAUUCAUAGAAUUUGAAUCUUCUGAUGUAGCUAGAAUUGUUGCAAAAACAAUGAAUAAUUAUUUACUUUUUGGACAUAUUUUAAAAUGUUCUGUUGUUUCUAAAGAGAAGCUUCAUAAAUCUAUAUUUAUUGGCGCAAAUAGACGAUUUAAACCAAUACCAUGGUCUAGGAUAACCAUAAAACGUCUUGAAGAAGCAAAAACUAAAGAGCAAUGGAUAAGAUUGCAGAAAAGAAAUAACAAGCGUCUUAAGAAGAAAAUGAAAUUAUUAAAAAAGUUGGGGAUUAAUUAUCAAUAUAAUAAAAAUAAAUAAUACUUACAUAAAAAAAUAUUAAAAUCU
Messenger RNA from Pneumocystis murina B123, 909 nucleotides. RefSeq lists its product as hypothetical. Gene Ontology annotation, molecular function: RNA binding. Gene Ontology annotation, biological process: maturation of LSU-rRNA from tricistronic rRNA transcript (SSU-rRNA, 5.8S rRNA, LSU-rRNA). Bases 1 to 882 code for a protein of 293 amino acids. Gene Ontology annotation, cellular component: nucleolus. The record is from RefSeq and is a predicted model, not a curated record. The transcript is spliced from 4 exons. NCBI's taxonomy places the organism in Eukaryota, Fungi, Ascomycota, Pneumocystomycetes, Pneumocystales, Pneumocystaceae.